Spodoptera frugiperda (fall armyworm) is the source of this 12565-nucleotide messenger RNA. It is a transcript of the gene Dhc98D, whose product is annotated as dynein axonemal heavy chain 10. The coding region runs from base 62 to 12106 and encodes 4014 amino acids. Gene Ontology annotation, cellular component: dynein complex. The transcript is spliced from 74 exons. The record is from RefSeq and is a predicted model, not a curated record. Gene Ontology annotation, molecular function: dynein light intermediate chain binding; ATP binding; dynein intermediate chain binding. Lineage: Eukaryota; Metazoa; Arthropoda; Insecta; Lepidoptera; Noctuidae. Gene Ontology annotation, biological process: microtubule-based movement.
UCAAUUAAAAUCUAUCCAGGUGCCAGAACUAAACGACUGUGAGCAAAAGAAGGAAGCGUUCAUGCAAUACAAGGCGUUCUCCAAGGUGAUCAAGGAUUACGAAGACCAGAAGUACAAGGACUGGGUGGGCCCGGCGGCCGAGUUCGUUGAUAAUAUGAUGAAGAAGAACGUGCUUAGGGUCGAGUUUAAGAAGGAACCCGCGGCACCCACUACAACGACAGGUCGUGGUAUGGAACUGACGGCCGCGGGGAAAGCUCACGUGGAACGCAAGAAGAAGGCUGCUGGGUCCAAUGUGUCUUUGUUACCCGUUGAUAUUGUUAACAAGGAGUUAGCUGAUAAACGGCGCAGGGAUAAGGCUUUAAUGCUAAUGAGGAUACCUGGCCAGCAUUACGAGAAUGUCAGAUCACCCAGCUCCACGUCUUUGCUGGCUAAAGAAGGCCUGACGGAUGUAACCUGGCGCGACCUGACAGUACACAAGCUGAUACAGGAGUACCAACUCACCUUCCAGCCGAACUUCAAUAAACAGAUAUUCCUGGUUAUUCAUGAAGCUGAGCUCUUGGAACAACUUGGCUACGACCUCCCCGCAACAAUCCGCGACGUGGCAAUGCAGAAGUCCCGGCUAUACUAUGAGCUGGAAGCGCUAGAGAGUGUUAUAGCCAAGUACAAUAAGAACACCUCAGCUCUGAGCCCCUCUGAGACGCAUCUCAUGAAGAAACACUUCUUGGACAUGGAGCGACAUAUACUGCCCGGUCUGACGAGAGUCACGUGGACUGCGCUCGGUAUUGGCGACUAUAUUAAGGAUAUUACUAAAGGUGAAAAUUCCCUACAAGCGGUGUACAAGCAACUGAAGAUGGUGGAAAAGGAGGUUCAGUUCUUAGUGGACCAACUGGAAGCCUUCGACCUGUUCCCGGUGUUGAAGCCCAAGAACUACCUCGACCCUAAGACUGGCGAGCCUGAUUCCACCUGGUUAUAUCCUUGUAAGGCGUACUUUGUAGAAGUGGAAAAUGAGCGCCUAGAGCGCAUAGCAGUUCUCUCCCGUAUCUACGACCGCAUCGGUCCCAUACUGAUGAAGCUGGAGUACCUGAUCCUGGGCACCAGUACCGGCACCUCGCCUGUUAUGACCGCCUACUAUGCCCACUGGGAGAAGAAGAUCUUUAUGUGUCUUGUCAGAUUAACCCUAGAGAACUUGGAAGACUUCCAGCAAAUGUUGAGCGAGAAAGAGCCGAUGUUUCAAGUGGACGCCAUACUGGUGCCGCCCGACAUCGCCAUGCGGCCCACGCAAACCGAGGUCUGCAACAUACUCGGAUACGACGUCAAACAUUUUCUUAACAGGAUGACAGCAUUUUCUCGUUGGAUGAAGAAGACCUGCCUCCCUUGCCCCCCACAGCGUAUAGAGGAGGCGACGGGCAACGAGUUCUAUACAUUCUCCUUCUUUGAAGAUAUACUACGGGUAGCAGCCAUCAAUGACAUCACGCUGCUCAUACAGGACACCAUCUUCAGACUUACUACUGAUAUUUAUACUUAUAUUGUCAAAUGGCAAAAAUACGCCCACCUUUGGUCGUACGACAAGCACUUAUCAUGCGAGAAAUACAUACAGAAAUACGACCAAAUCUUUAAAUAUGAUGAGAAAUUCUUCUUUUUCGAAGACAUUAUAAAUGAUUUAGAUGAACAUGUGAAGUUUGUGGACAUUGGAGCCAUUAGGGUCAAUUUAAGGCCUGUGAUACAGCAGGUACAGGACCAUGCGCAGGAGUGGAAGAAUAUACUUGGAGAUUGUAUUGCGUUGAAAACUAGGACCAAUAUGUAUGAAUUGAAGAAUCAAAUUGAUAAUCUCCGCAUGACGGUGAACAUGAACAUCAAAGGUCUGGAGGACUUCAAGCUGGUGAUGGCCACCAUCACGCUGGUGCAGCAGAUGACCAUCACCGCCGAAUGCAAGUACAAGAACAUGCAGGAGAUAUUCCACAUGCUUCGACAGCAUAAUAUUGAUGUAUCGGAAGACGAUCUUAUCUUCGCUAAAAACUUGGAAUCAGCCUGGGGCAGCCUGUACCAAACGACGCUGUUCCGUGCAGCGACUCUAGAGAAGACUAAAGAAAAGUUCUCAAAGAUGAACGUUAUAGAGAUAGCGAACUUCUUGAGAGAACUCGACGAGUUCGUGGAGAAGUUCGAUGCUGAGGGACCGGGGACCGUUGGAGACGAUAUGGACAGAGGCUUGUUGCUUAUUGAGGAAUACACAAAAUACUUCGAUGAGUUUGAAAAUCGUAAGAAGUUAUUGCAAGCUGCGGAACAACUUUUCGACAAUCCUUUAGCGGACUUCUCGAACUUUAACCGCGCGAGGACAGACUUCAGUUAUAUGGAGCAGAUAUACAAGAUAUACAAAGCACAGAAAUACGCCAGGGAGAUAUGGUCCAAGACCCUAUGGACCAACCUGAACCCACAGGCCCUUGUGGAUGGUAUUGAGCAGUUCUUCAAGGAAUUCAGAAAACUGCCGAAAAUCAUUCGUCAGACUCCAAGCGGUCAGAUGCUGGACCUGAAGAUGAGGCAGUUCAAGAAUGUGGUGCCGUUGAUGGUGUCCCUCAAGAACGAAGCCAUGCGCGAGAGACAUUGGAAGGAACUCAUGAAGAAGACUGGUCAGGAUUUCGACAUGUCCCCGGACCGCUUCACGUUGGAGAACAUGUUCGCAAUGGAACUGCAUAAGUACCAAGAUGUAGCUGAGGAGAUUGUCAACCAUGCUAUCAAAGAACUAGCGAUAGAACGCGGCGUGAAAGACAUACAGGAUACGUGGGCUAGCAUAGCGUUCACGGUGGCGCGCCACUUCAACCGCGGCGAGGACCGCGGGUACACGCUCAACCCGUGCGACGAGAUCUCCGUCAAGCUGGACGAUGAUGCCAUGACGCUGCAGAGCAUGGCUGCUUCACAAUUCAUCGGUCCAUUCCUCUCCGUGGUACAUACAUGGGAGCGACGCCUGUCUCUCAUAUCAGAGGUUAUUGAGGAGUGGAUGGCUACGCAACGCAAGUGGCUCUACCUGGAGGGUAUCUUCGUAGGCGGGGAUAUACGCACGCAACUGCCCGAGGAAGCCAAGAAGUUUGAUGAUAUUGAUAGGUCUUUUAGGAAGAUCAUGUUGGAUACGGCUAAGAGGCUGAAUGUGGUCGACUGCUGUACCAUUAGCGGUAGGCUGGAGGAGUUCGUUAACCUCGGCAUUGGACUGCAAAAGUGUCAAAAGUCCCUGAACGACUACUUGGACUCCAAACGACGUAUAUUUCCGCGAUUCUUCUUCAUAUCGACGGACGAACUGCUCUCUAUUCUUGGAAGCAGCGAGUGUAGUUGUGUACAGGAACAUAUGAUCAAAAUGUUCGACAAUAUCCGAUCAUUGGAGCUAUAUGUUGACCACACUAACCGUCCCGUGGCUGCCAAAAUGAUAUCCGCUGAAGCUGAGAUAAUGGAUUUCCGUAAUGUAGUAUAUACAGAGGGCCGCGUAGAAGACUGGAUGAACCUCGUACUGAGGGAAAUGAUGAAUAGCAAUAAGUUCAUCACCAAGAAGGCUAUCUUCUACUACGGUAGGAACUGGAAGGUUCCGAGGACGGAAUGGAUCCUCCAGUACCAAGGCAUGGUGUGUCUCGCCGCUAACGGAGUGUGGUGGACUGCGGAGACUGAGGAGACGUUCAUCCGUAUCCGCAAGGGGAACAAGCGCGCCAUGAAGGAACAUUUAGCGCAGCAGAACGAACAGCUUGAUGGAUUGGUCGUUAAAGUCAGACAGGACCUAUCGUCAAACGACCGGCUCAAGUUCCGCACGAUCACGACAAUAGACGUGCACGCGCGUGACAUCAUCGAGGGGUUCGUGCGUGACAACGUGACGGACGCCAGCGAGUUCGAGUGGGAGAGCCAGCUCCGGUUCUACUGGCUGAAGAAGGAUGAUGGGCUGUGGAUCAGGCAGUGCACAGGCGUCUUCGAGUACGGUUACGAGUACAUGGGUCUGAAUGGUCGGCUGGUGAUCACGCCACUGACCGACAGAAUCUACCUCACCAUCACACAGGCUCUUACCAUGCAACUGGGGGGAGCUCCUGCAGGUCCCGCGGGUACAGGCAAGACAGAAACAACGAAGGACUUAGCCAAAGCCAUGGGUCUACUAUGCGUGGUGACCAAUUGCGGAGAAGGCAUGGACUUCCGCGCAGUGGGACAGAUCCUCGCCGGGCUCUGCCAGUGUGGAGCCUGGGGCUGCUUCGAUGAGUUCAACAGAAUCGAUAUAUCUGUGCUUAGCGUCAUAUCUUCCCAGCUGCAGUGCAUCAGAAGCGCGCUGUUAAUGAAGCUGAAGAGGUUUACUUUUGAAGGUCAAGAAAUAGCGAUGGACAGCAAAGUGGGUAUCUUCAUCACCAUGAACCCUGGGUACGCGGGGCGCACGGAGUUGCCGGAGUCUGUGAAGGCAUUGUUCAGGCCGGUCGUCUGCAUCCUGCCCGACCUGGAGCUCAUCUGCCAGAUCUCACUGUUCUCUGAUGGAUUUCUUACUGCUAAGGUGCUAGCAAAGAAGAUGACAGUGCUGUACCACGUGGCGCAGCAACAACUGUCGAAGCAGUCGCACUACGACUGGGGCCUGCGGGCCCUCACGGCAGUGCUGCGGAUGGCGGGGAAACUGCGCAGGGACUCGCCCGGGCUCAGUGAGAUUAUGGUGCUUAUGAGGGCACUCAGGGACAUGAACAAUCCAAAGUUCGUGUUUGAAGACGUGCCAUUGUUCCUGGGUCUGAUCAAGGAUCUGUUCCCUGGGCUGGAGUGUCCACGCGUGGGCUACCCAGACUUCAACGCUGCGGUCACUGAAGUACUGGAGAGAGACGGCUAUAUCGUGCUGGCUCAUCAAGUGGACAAAGUGGUACAGCUGUACGAGACGAUGAUGACCCGCCACUGCACCAUGCUGGUGGGUCCCACGGGUGGGGGCAAGACCGUCAUACUGCACACUAUCGUCAAGUCGCAGACACUGAUGGGGCUGCCUACUAAACUUACUGUGCUCAAUCCUAAGGCAUGUUCAGUAAUAGAACUGUAUGGAAUUUUGGAUCCUGUUACCAGAGACUGGACUGACGGUUUAUACUCCAAAAUAUUCCGAGAAAUGAACAGACCAGCAGAAAAAGAUGAACGUCGCUAUUCCUUAUUCGACGGUGACGUAGACGCCCUAUGGAUUGAGAACAUGAACUCCGUAAUGGAUGACAAUAAGCUGCUCACCUUGGCCAAUGGCGAGAGGAUACGUCUAGCCCCAUACUGUUCCCUACUCUUCGAAGUGGGGGACCUGAACUAUGCGUCCCCUGCUACCGUGUCUAGAGCCGGCAUGGUGUUUGUGGAUCCUAAGAAUUUGGGAUACCAACCGUAUUGGGACAGAUGGCUGCGCUGUCGCAACAACGAAGAAGAGCGUGAGCAAUUGAACGGCAUGUUCGACCACUACGUGACGGGCGCCAUCAACUACAUCAUCUUCGGCAUGUUCGGGCUGCAGCAACAGACUCCGCUCAAGACUAUCGUACCACAGACUCCACUAAACCUGGUGGUGCAGUUAUGCUACAUGAUAAGCGGGCUGCUACCGAAUAGGGAGGACGCUAAUGAAGAAAUUGAUAGGACGGUCGUCGAAUGCGUGUUCAUGGUGUCAAUGUACAACAGCCUUGGGGCCACUAUCAUAGACGAUGGUCGUUUCGACUUCGACGUAUACAUCAAGAAAGCGUGCCCAAUGAUGCUCGUAGAAGAUGUACUGGAGAAGAAGGCUACGACAAAACACUUCCCAAUGGGCUUCCCGACUCUAUACGACUAUUGUCUGGAACUUACCACCAAGACCUGGGAGGCGUGGGAGUGGCUGGUACCUGAGUAUAUCCACGAUAGGGAGAUGAAGUUCCCAGCUAUACUGGUGCCCACCGUGGACACACUACGACUGACCUGGCUCAUCAAGAUCAUGGAGGGCGUUGAACGGCCCGUCCUACUGGUUGGUGAAACUGGGACAUCGAAAACUGCCAUAGUCACUAACUUCUUACGAGGAUUACCGCCUGAGAAAUAUUUGGUCCAACAAAUGAACUUCUCAUCUCGAACAUCGUCGAUGGACGUCCAGCGCAACUUGGAGUCGGUGGUAGAAAAGCGAACUAAGGACACAUUCGGCCCCCCAGUGGGGAAGAAGAUGCUGGUCUUCAUUGAUGAUAUGAAUAUGCCUAUUGUGGACAAGUAUGGUACUCAGCAGCCCAUAGCUCUGUUGAAGCUGCUAUUUGAAAGAAAAGGUUUCUACGACCGCGGCAAGGAUCUCAACUGGAAGAACAUCAAGGAUGUAGGGUUCCUCGCUGCUAUGGGGAAAGCCGGUGGUGGGAGAAAUGAUGUGGACCCUCGCUUCAUCUCGAUGUUCUCGGUAUACAACCUGCAGUUUCCGUCGGAGAACACACUACGUCACAUCUACACGUCCAUACUGAAGGGCCACUUCGACAUCUUCCCCGAGGAGAUACAGGCCAUCGUUGAUAAGAUUGUGCAGAUGACCUUAGAUCUGUAUAAGAUAUUAAUAGUGGACCUGCCGCCGACGCCGACGAAGUUCCACUACAUCUUCAACCUGCGCGACCUGUCCCGCAUCGCGGCCGGCAUGUGCCUCACGCACCCCAACUACUUCAGCGAGAAGCGCUGCGUCGUCAGGUGCUGGAGGAACGAGUUCACGCGGGUUAUCUGUGACAGACUGAUCAGUGUACAGGACAACGACCUAAUGCGCGGUCACAUCCGCGAGCAAGUGGUGAAGUACUUCCCGGAGGAGGAGCCGGUCGUACUUGAGGAGAUCGUCGUGCCGGAGGAGGAAAUCAGGAAUGAGGAGGAUGAGGAAGCUGACGAAUUCGGCAUGAUACCGGAACAGAAGCCGGAGCCAGAGAUGGCUGUGCCAGAAAUGGUUGAAGAAGAGGAAGAGAUCGAGCCUGAACAUGAAUAUACGUUGGAAGAGUACGUGUUCCGCGACCCGCUUCUAUUCGGAGACUACCGCAACGCUCUAGACGAGGAGGAGAUCAGAUACUAUGAAGAUCUGCUCGACUAUGAAGCUGUUUACUUCUUGUUCCAAGAGAUCCUGGACGACUACAACGACCGUAUCGGCAAGAUGUCGGUGGUCCUGUUCGAGGACUGCCUGGAACAUUUAACGCGCACGCACCGCAUCCUGCGCAUGGACCGCGGGAACGCGCUCAUUAUCGGCGUCGGCGGGUCGGGCAAGAAGUCCAUCUGUAGACUCGCUUCUUUUGCUGCUGGAUGCGAUAUAUUCGAGAUCGUAAUAACGCGUAAUUACAACGAGAACACGUUCAAAGAUGACAUGAAGAGGUUAUACAACGCGCUCGGCUGCGAUAAUAAGAAAACUGUCUUCCUGUUCACUGCAGCACAGAUCAUUGAAGAAGGUUUCCUGGAGUUCAUCAACAAUAUCUUGAUGAUCGGAAUGAUUCCCGCUUUGUUCGGCGAUGACGAGAAGGACGCCAUCAUUAAUACUGUCCGCAGUGCCAGUGACGAAGCCGGAUAUGGAGUCGGCAAGGAUUCUGUGUGGCACUUCUUCUGCUCGAGAUGUGCUGAGAACCUUCACGUUGUACUGUCCAUGUCUCCUAGCGGUGACAUAUUGAGGAACAGGUGCCGUAGUUUCCCCGGGCUAGUGAACAAUACCACGAUCGACUGGCAGUUCCCGUGGCCCAAGCAGGCGUUGUUAGCCGUCGCCAAUGUAUUCCUCGCUGACGUCGAGAAAAUCCCGGAAGAGUUUCGUCCAAUAAUAGUAGAGCACGUGGUCCACGUCCACAUGACGGUGGCGCACUACUCGCAGGAGUUCCUGCUGCGUCUGCGCAGGAACAACUACGUCACGCCCAAACAUUACAUGGACUUCCUCACUAACUACUUGUCCUUGCUCAAGGAGAAAGAUGCCUUUAUUGUUGCUCAGUGCGAGCGUCUCAUCGGUGGAUUGGCUAAGAUUGAAGAAGCCAAUGUUCAGCUCGAAGACUUGAACGCUAAGUUGGCUGUACAGAAAGUUAUUGUAGCUGAACAGACGAAAGAAUGCGAGACCUUGCUCAAGGAGAUCUCCAAAGCUACAACGGCAGCGACAGCGAAGCAAACAGUAGCGUCCAUAAAGUCAGCAGAGAUCACGGAGCAGAGCAAAAUAAUAUCCGAAGAGAAGGCGGAAGCCGAGGAAGUAUUGUCAGCGGCGCUGCCGGCCUUGGAAGCUGCCAGGCUGGCUCUGGCCGACCUUGACAAGAACGAUAUCACUGAGAUCCGGUCUUUUGCCACGCCACCUGAGGCUGUGCAGAUAGUCUGCGAAUGUGUAGCAAUAAUCCGAGGAGUGAAGGACAUAAGUUGGAAGGGGGCCAAGGGUAUGAUGGCGGACCCCAACUUCCUCCGCAACCUGCAGGAGAUGAACUGCGACCUCAUCACGCAAGGACAGGUCAAGGCAGUCAAGACGCAUAUGAAGAAGAGCAAGAAACUUGAUACCAUGCAACAAGUCAGUAAAGCUGGCUACGGUCUACUAAAGUUCGUAAUCGCCGUGCUUGCCUACUGCGCUGUUUACAAAGAAGUGAAGCCAAAGAAAGACAAAGUGGAGGCUCUAGAGAAGGAAUACACCGAGGCGUGUAAUUACUUGGCGUCAUUGAACCGCGAGAUAGAUCGGUUGCAGCGCACGCUCGACGGCCUCAACCGCAAGUACGAGACGGCCAUGCUGAGGAGGCAGGAACUGCAGGAGGAAACUGAUAUCAUGAUGCGACGGUUGGUCGCCGCAGACAAGCUGAUGUCAGGUCUAUCAAGCGAACAGAAGCGUUGGACAGAAGACUUGGCAGCGCUAUACGUGGAACAAUCACGUUUGAUCGGCAACUGUCUGCUAUCAGCUUCGUUCUUGAGCUACGCCGGCCCCUUCUCCUUCUCCUUUAGACAGACCAUGAUAUAUGAGGACUGGUUGGGCGAUGUCCUCGAACGAGGGAUCCCAUUGACUACCCCGUUCACUAUCGAGAAGAAUUUGACUAAUGAAGUUGAGAUUAGUGGUUGGAACUCCGAAGGUCUACCUCCAGAUGAGCUGUCAGUUCAGAACGGCAUCCUCACAACGAGGGCCUCCCGGUUUCCCCUCUGUAUCGACCCUCAAACACAAGCCCUCUCGUGGAUCAAGAGGAAGGAGGCUAAAAAUAAUCUUAAGGUGCUAUCAUUCAACGACCCGCAGUUCCUGCGCCAGCUGUUACUAUUAUUUUCAAAAACAUACGGCAUUGCCCCGGAGAGCGGUCGUACAUUCGUGAUGUUGGGCAGUUCAGAAGUGGACUACGACCCCCACUUCCGCAUGUACCUCACCACCAAGCUGUCCAACCCGCAGUUCAACCCCGCCACCUACUCCAAGGCCGUCGUCAUCAACUACACCGUCACUGUGCAGGGUCUAGAAGACCAACUCCUCAGCGUAGUCGUACGUGCCGAGCGAGCAGACUUGGAGGAACAGCGUGAGAAUCUCAUCAUAGAGACCAGUGCCAACAAGAGUCUACUGUCAGGGCUGGAAGACUCGUUACUGAGAGAACUCGCCACUUCCACUGGCAACAUGUUGGACAAUGUGGAGCUCGUCAACACCUUGGAGAAUACUAAGGCCAAAGCUGCUGAGGUGAUGGAAAAACUGCAGCUAGCACUGGUAACGACGCAGGAUAUCGAAAUACUCCGCGAUGGAUACCGACCCGUGGCGAAACGCGGCUCCAUUCUAUUCUUCGUGCUAUCAGACAUGGCUGGCGUCAACGCCAUGUAUCAGUACUCGCUGUCUUCUUAUUUAGAUGUGUUUUCUUUCUCGCUGCGCAAAGCGAUGCCGAAUGUAAUUCUGACGAAACGGUUGAGGAACAUCAUUGAUAUGCUGACCAAGAAUGUUUAUGACUACGGAUGUACAGGAAUAUUCGAACGCCACAAACUACUGUUUUCGUUCCAAAUGAACAUAAAGCUGGAACAGAGUGAGAACCGCGUCACGCAGAUGCAGCUCGACUUCUUCAUCAAGGGGAACAUCUCCAUUGAGAAGUCAGCGCGACUGUCCCCCGCUGCCUGGAUACCUUCACAGGGCUGGCAAGAUAUAAUGAAGCUGAGCUUGGACUUCCAGAACUCGUUCAGUGCUCUGCCAGACAACAUCAGUAGGAAACUGAAUGAUUGGCAAGAGUGGUUCGACAGCGACACUCCAGAAGCGAACGAGAUCCCGAACAACUACCGCGAGAAGUUGCAACCGUUCGAGAUACUGAUGCUGCUGCGGUGCUUCCGCGUGGACCGCAUCUACCGCGCGCUCACCGACUACAUCACCGUCACCAUGGGGGAGGAGUACAUCACGCCGCCUGUUAUCAGUUUGGACAUGAUAUUCGAGCAAACGACUCCAUUUACUCCGGUAGUCUUCAUCCUAAGCCCGGGUUCAGAUCCUACAGCUGAUCUGAUGAAACUGGCUGAUAGAUGCGGCUUCGGAGGCGGCAAGUUCAAGUACCUGUCUCUAGGGCAGGGGCAGGAAGGGACGGCCCUAGCCCUACUAGAAGGCGCGAUAUCCCACGGACAAUGGCUGAUACUCCAGAACUGCCACUUACUUGUGUCAUUCCUCCGUGAGUUGGAGAAACAACUGGAACUGAUGACGAAGCCGCACCCCGAGUACAGGCUGUGGCUCACCACCGACCCAACCCCUACGUUCCCUAUUGGAAUAUUGCAGAGAUCACUUAAAGUGGUAACGGAGCCGCCCAACGGUUUGAAGCUGAACCUCCGCAACACAUACUUCAAGAUGCGCAGCCAUGCACUGGAGGAGUGCAUACACCCACAGUUCAAGAAGUUGGUUUACGUACUCGCUUUCUUCCACGCUGUCGUACAGGAGCGCCGCAAAUACGACAAGAUCGGCUGGAAUAUAUCGUACGACUUCAGCGAGUCGGACUUCGUGGUGUGCAUGCAGAUACUGCAGUGUUACCUCGACCGGUGCUACGCCGUGCGGGGACCCACGCCCUGGGCCACGCUCAAAUAUCUCUUUGGAGAGGUAAUGUACGGCGGGCGUGUGAUAGACGACUACGACCGUCGCGUGGUGGGCACCUACAUGGAGGAAUACCUCGGCGACUUCCUGUUCGACAAGUUCCAGCCGUUCCACUUCUACUGCGACAGCCUCUUCGAUUACAUCAUCCCGCCUGAUGGGGAGAAGGAGCAGUAUAUUGAGUUCAUAGACACCCUGCCCCUUGUGAACACGCCGGAGGUGUUCGGGUUGCACCCUAACGCGGAGAUCGGGUACUUCAGCCAGGCCGUGCGCGAGAUGUGGGGACAUCUCAUCGAGCUACAACCGCAAACCAGUGAGAGCGGUGGUGCGAUGAGUCGGGAAGAUUUCAUCGACAUCACGGCUCUGGACGUGUUGUCCAAGCUGCCGCAGCCGUUCGAGAUCUGGCGCGUGCGGAAACAGUUCGAGAUGAACAUCACACCCACACUUGUCGUGCUACUACAGGAACUAGAGAGAUUCAACCGCCUAAUCCUUCGAAUGCGCUCAACUCUAACGCUGCUACGGAAAGCAUUGGCCGGAGAGAUCGGCAUGGACGCGGUACUAGACAACGUGUCGUACUGCAUGUUCAACGGACAACUGCCACAGGUGUGGCGGAGCCUCGCCCCCGCCACUUGUAAGGGGUUAGGAGGGUGGAUGGACCACUUCAUUGCCAGGACUAAGCAGUAUACUGAUUGGGCUACAAUGGAGGAGCCGGUGGUAAUAUGGCUGUCAGGGCUGCACAUCCCGGAGUCGUACCUGAUAGCCCACAUCCAGAUCGCGUGCCGCCUGUACACCUGGCCGCUCGACCGCUCCACGCAGUUCACCAGGGUCACCGGCUGGGUCUCCGCUGAUGAAAUCGAGGAGAGACCUGUUACGGGUUGCUACGUCCGAGGUCUGUACUUGGAAGGUGCGCGAUGGGACCUCGAAGAUAAAUGCCUGAGACGCUCCCACCCCAAGGUGCUGGUCACCGAGCUACCCAUCAUGUACGUCAUACCUAUUGAGGCGCACAAACUCAAGUUACAGAACACCCUACGUUCUCCUGUUUACACGACAUCGCAACGCCGCAACGCAAUGGGGGUCGGCCUAGUCUUCAACUCCGACCUAUGGACAGCCGAGCAUCCUAGCCAUUGGAUCUUACAAGGCGUUUGCCUCAUUAUGAACACCGACUAAUUGACGUUUACUUUAGAGUGGCGCUAGUGUUGUAAAUGGUCGUUUAGGGCCUAGACAGACGAAUAGCAUAGUACAUACAUUCCUGCCAGCAAACUAAUGCCUUUUGGGAUAUAAAAGGCGUGAUAAUAUGUUAUAAACUAAUAUUAUGUUGAUGCUAUAUUGUAGACAAUGUUAAGGAAUGUAGAACUAUUGGCUCUAGUUGGUUUGGCUCAAAAAACUCUAGGACAUUGUCAGCCUAGGCAGUGAGAAGCGAGGACAGUCAAUGCGGUAUUCUCACAAACCUGUGUGUUUAACAAUACUCCGUGAAUACUCCUUUGUGACGUCAUUUGAGUAUUAAUAACAAACCACUGCCUCAUACAAGAAUCUAGUCAGGGAAGCUACCUGUUUUUUAGAAUUAUGUUGUGUCAUUAUAAGGUUUUUAAUUAGAUGUUAAUUUUUAAAUAAAGACUGAUUAGAAUA